AAAUACGUACAUUACUUUGUAUAUGAUUUGUUUAUGUAUAUCUUGUACACAGUGAGGAGGAAGCAAGAAUGAAGAUAUAUUCAGUUUCUACCAGGCACUACUAUGCAUUUGGAGCUCUUGUGUCUGAAGAGGUCUCAUAUAAGAUCAAAGAACUUGAAGGAGUUCGGUGGGUUCUUCCUGAUUCCUACUUGGAUGUGAAGAAUAAGGAUUAUGGAGGAGAACCUUUCAUCAAUGGGCAAGCAGUUCCAUAUGAUCCGAAGUAUCAUGAGGAAUGGGUAAGGAACAAUGCUAGAGCAAAUGAAAGGAACCGCCGUAAUGAUAGACCUCGCAAUUAUGAUAGAUCGAGAAACUAUGAAAGAAGAAGGGAGAAUAUGCAGCAGCCCUAUCAGAACAGGGAGAUGUCUCCUGCCAUGCAGAAUGCUCCUAAUUCAGGAGGAAGGAUGCCACCA
Molecule: messenger RNA, 449 nt
Organism: Theobroma umbraticum
Lineage: Eukaryota; Viridiplantae; Streptophyta; Magnoliopsida; Malvales; Malvaceae
Product: multiple organellar RNA editing factor 8, chloroplastic/mitochondrial-like
Biological process (GO): cytidine to uridine editing; mitochondrial mRNA modification
Cellular component (GO): mitochondrion
Source: RefSeq, a predicted model, not a curated record